AUAUAUAUAUAUAUAUCUAUAUGUGUAUACACAUAUAUACAUUUAUAUAGAUGUGAAGGCUUGCAUAAUUGAAAGUGAAAAGGUCAAAAAUAUAAAUGACUGUGCCCGAAAAACAAAAACAUUAACAAAAAAACAUAUAAAUUUAGAAAAAAGUAAAAAGUGAGAAAUUAAAGGGAAUAAUUUUAUCUGGAUUUGUGUAACUCGAAAUAAAUCUCUUCAUAAGAUGUCGACAGGCAGACCUAUUAAAUGUGUUGUUGUCGGUGACGGUACUGUUGGCAAGACGUGCAUGUUAAUUUCAUACACCACAGACAGUUUUCCUGGAGAAUAUGUGCCUACAGUAUUUGACAAUUAUUCAGCGCCUAUGCAAGUAGAUACAAUACAGGUUUCCCUGGGUUUAUGGGACACGGCUGGACAAGAGGAUUACGAUAGAUUACGUCCUUUGUCAUAUCCUCAAACCGAUGUAUUCCUGAUAUGUUUUUCUGUAGCUAGUCCGUCGUCAUUUGAAAAUGUGACCUCAAAAUGGUAUCCCGAAAUUAAACAUCACUGCCCAGAUGCGCCCAUCAUUUUAGUAGGUACUAAAAUCGAUUUACGAGAAGACCGUGAAACCUUAAGUGCUUUGGGUGAACAAGGUUUAGCUCCUUUAAAACGUGAACAAGGCCAGAAGUUAGCAAAUAAGAUUAGAGCUGUUAAGUACAUGGAAUGUUCUGCACUUACGCAAAGAGGUCUUAAACAAGUGUUCGAAGAGGCGGUGCGAGCCGUUUUAAGACCAGAACCUCAAAAACGACGCCAACGAAAGUGUAUAGUAAUGUAAAUAUAUAUGUGUAUGUGUCUGUAAGCGUGUCACAUUAUUCUUUAGUCUUUUCCAUCCUCCUCCUACACUAUAUGUGAGUGUAUGUACGUAUUUUUUAUAGAACAGAAAAAAACGAAUCAGAUGUAAUCCAUCAUCAUCAGCACUACCCUUUACAAAUUUAAUUAUGAUUUUCGAAAAUACAUGUAUACAUAAACGUGUUUUAAAAUAGUAAGAGCAAAAUGAAACCAAUUCGGUUUUACCGAAUGAUGAAUACCUACCACCUGCAUAUACUAUUACUAUACGUUUAGAUUUUGUCCGGAUAUACUUACGUACAUACUCAAUGCUUAAUAGUUUGUUUUUCAAUAAUGGCAACCAUAUGAGAUUAAAAGCACUUUAAUAAAUUUAUUCUUCCUCAGCCCCUGAUUAACUCUGGUUCUUUCCCCGAGUUACGUAUAUGCUAUUGACAGUGGUGGUGGGUGAGGAAAACUACAAAUAAGCAAAACGCUAACUAAUCAAAACUACUUUACCUCGUCAUAAUUUAUGCUUGGUUUUCUUCUUCACUCUUUUCUCCUGGAAUCAUAAUUUCUUCUAACCGUUUCAUUUUAAUUAUCAUUAUUUAUAUCACAUAUAUAAUUUUGUUUGUUGACUGAAAAAUAGUGCAGUGCUAUGUUUAUUUCAUAAAAUUUUUAAGUUGGAAAGCCCUUCAAAUAAGGUUCAAUAAAUUUAAAUCGAAAUUCGUAAACUCAGAUUUAGAGUUAUUACCUUUUUGUGUUCUCCACAUAAACGUACAAAAUUUGAUUGAAAACUUGUAUAAUUAAUGAAAAAAUGUUAUUUAGAAAAAUUCAUAUUUAUUUUGAUCUGAAUCGUUUAGUACUCAUCGCCUAACUCAUUGUACCCGAAGUAAUUGAUCGUUUUCCCAGAUUACCAUUUAAGCGAAAAAAUCCAUAUCUUAGUGUGGAUGCGUAUUAAAUGAACGUUUUGACUAACUUGACUGAGGUUGAGUUGAAUUCUUCUUAGUGGAUGAUCUUUUUGUUUUUAUUAUUCAAACUUAGUUCGAAUUAUCGCAUUUUUAUAGCCACCGGCGAUGGGUGUUUAUUAUCUUUGUUUUUCACCUUACACAUCGGGAAACUUUGAUCUAAUCUCGUUUCAUAUCUUACAUAGCUUUAUUAAUGUCACAUUUUCAAUAUCGAUUUAUUCGUGUUUACCUAUUCGCCACUUUGGCGUUGUUGGGAUUACUAGAUCGUAGAAAGUGCAGGAAAACAUUACUGCCUUAUAGAAUUUCAACUGAUCACUCAGUGCAGUGAUUACUCAAAACUCUCGCAAAGUCAUUUCGUUUUUCUUGAUCAAAAUGAAAGACGAAUUCCUUAUGGCGCAUAAAUCCAUUAUUAUGAACGGUCGAAAUCGAUAAGUGUACUCUCUCGACGAUCUUUUGAAUUGUUAUUCGCCGGUUUACUUAAGUUGAUCCCGUCAUUUUCUCUCGAUCAGAUUGAAAUGACCUUCUAGAGCAUGAUAAAUCUUCCACAUAAAAGUUGGCAGAAGGAAAGCUAUAAGCUGAUAAGACAUCAAAGAGACAAGCCUUAUAGUAGGUAAUGAAUAUACGGGUCAAGUGUCAACUUGACUGUGAACAAAAUGCAAUUAUGCAAAAGAUGCAAUUCGUAAAGACGAAAUGACUUUCCGAACAGGCCAAUAAUUUACUUGCGAACUUUAGUCAUGGAAUAGUCACGAAUACAUAUACAUUGUAUUGAAUGAAAUUCCUAAAUUACUAUGUUGUCGUCGGGCGUGGUAAAAGCGAAACGGAGCGCUUUCUACAAUUUUUUUUUUGUGUUUUUCCGAAAUCGAGGAACAGAGAUGAGUGAGUACUUUAUGAUUCACAUCAAUAAAUUGAUAAAUUGAAAUUGCAAAGUUGCGAAAGAGAAAAAGCUUAUCUAGUCAAUUUAAGGCGUUUGGUGGGAAAUGUAUGUGAAAAGUACUAAAAUUUACAUUAGAAAAUUAAAAAGCAAAAUUAUUCUUUUGCUUAUUUUCGGUUUAUGAAAAUUGGAGCCUCGCGAACAAUUAGAAUUUAUAUGCAUAUCAGAGAAAAGAAAAGGAUUUUGUUUCCAAAUUAAAUUUUUCAAAUUCUUUUCCUUUUCAUGAAAACGGAAUUAACGGAAAGCAAAAAAUGCACAAAACAUUUUAUAAUCAAUAAAAAUACAACUUUUUAUGUAUUUAUAAAUAAAAUGUAAUAAAUA
Molecule: messenger RNA, 3018 nt
Organism: Glossina fuscipes
Lineage: Eukaryota; Metazoa; Arthropoda; Insecta; Diptera; Glossinidae
Gene: Mtl
Product: ras-related C3 botulinum toxin substrate 1
Exons: 5
Coding region: 224-811 (195 amino acids)
Biological process (GO): small GTPase-mediated signal transduction
Molecular function (GO): GTPase activity; GTP binding
Source: RefSeq, a predicted model, not a curated record